AUGCCCGACAUGGCCGCUCAAGAUGCCUCUGUGGCACGCGAUGAUAUCAAAGCCUCUGCAAAUGCGAUCUCUGCAGAUUCGGAUACAGACAAUGCAUUCCAAGACACUAAGAAGUCCGAUGCCGAGCAAAAUCACUCCGCGAAGCCCAAUCCCACCGAACUGAAGCGGAAGCUUAAAAGCAGACAUCUACAGAUGAUUGCAAUUGGUGGAACUAUCGGCACAGGACUCUUUAUUUCCAGUGGCACUGCUAUCGCACAAUCCGGCCCAGCAGGCGCGUUGAUCGCCUAUAUCUUUGUCGGAUCUAUCGUUUACUCGGUUAUGAGCUCGCUGGGCGAAGUUGCAACUUACAUCCCAAUCUCCGGUGCUUUCACAUCUUAUGCAGCCCGGCUGAUCGACCCUAGCCUUGGAUUUUCCAUGGGCUGGAUCUAUUGGUUCAACUGGGCCUCGACAUUUGCUGUCGAACUGACCGCCACCGGCACCAUCAUCCAAUAUUGGGAUCCUACUCUGAACAUUGCCAUUUUCAUCGGAGUCUUCUGGGUUCUCAUUACGGCUAUGAACUUCCUCCCCGUCAAUUUCUACGGCGAGGUGGAGUUCUGGUUCUCAACCAUCAAAGUGGCCACUGUUAUCGGUUUCAUCAUUUUCGCCAUUUGCAUCGACGCUGGAGUUGGAGAGCAGGGCUAUAUAGGCUUUCGCUACUGGCACUCGCCAGGAGCUUUUGCCACGUUCAGCGAAGCCUUGCCGGCACCUAUUGGGAAGUUUGUUGGCUUCUGGGCGGUACUCAUCCAAGCCGGAUUUUCCUACCAGGGAACGGAGCUUGUCGGUGUGGCUGCUGGAGAAACUGAAAAUCCACAAAAGACAGUGCCAUCGGCUAUCCGUAAGACGUUCGUUCGAAUCCUUUUCUUCUUCGUCUUGACCAUCUUCUUCAUCGGGCUCGUUGUUCCCUACACCAACAGCCGCCUGACUACUGCGACAACAAACGCAUCAUCCUCGCCUAUGGUUAUCGCUGCCGACCUAGCGGGUGUCAAGGUUCUUCCAAGCUUGAUUAAUGCCGUCCUCUUAUCCGUGGUCUUAUCAGCCGCAAACUCCAACGUGUAUAGUGGCAGUCGUGUCCUGACUGGAUUGGCACAUGAAGGAUUUGCUCCCGCCUGUUUUGCUUGGGUGACCAAGCACGGUGUUCCGUAUGUUAGUGUGACAUUCACCGCGUUGUUUGGCUUGUUAGGUUUCAUGAACGUUUCCAAUGACGCUGGGCAAGUCUUCACUUGGCUCGUCAAUCUUUCCAGUGUUGCGGGCUUUAUUACAUGGGCCUCUAUCAAUGCGUGUCAUAUUGCGUUCAUGCGCGUAUUGGCGAAUCGUGGGAUCUCUCGCGAUUCUCUCCCAUAUAAGGCCGUGUUCCAGCCAUAUCUUGCUUGGUAUGGUCUCUUUUUCAACAUCCUGAUCGCCCUUACCCAAGGCUUCACUUCUUUCAUUCCGCAUUUCGAUGUGACCGAUUUCUUCAUUGCUUACAUCUGCCCAAUCGUUUUCGUGGUGCUCUAUGUCGGGCACAAGGUCAUUUUCCGUCCGCCAUUUGUCAGUGUAGCCGAUGCUGAUAUUGACACCGGUCGCUUGCACUACGAAAAGGAAGUCAAUCCUCCCAAGCCAUGGUACUGGAGGGUCUGGGGCUUUGUCGCCAAAUAA
This is a messenger RNA of Penicillium coprophilum, 1674 nucleotides long. RefSeq names its product Amino acid permease. The record is from RefSeq and is a predicted model, not a curated record. Lineage: Eukaryota; Fungi; Ascomycota; Eurotiomycetes; Eurotiales; Aspergillaceae. Gene Ontology annotation, biological process: amino acid transmembrane transport. Gene Ontology annotation, cellular component: membrane. The coding region runs from base 1 to 1674 and encodes 557 amino acids. Gene Ontology annotation, molecular function: amino acid transmembrane transporter activity. The transcript is spliced from 3 exons.